Molecule: messenger RNA, 3210 nt
Organism: Cheilinus undulatus (humphead wrasse)
Lineage: Eukaryota; Metazoa; Chordata; Actinopteri; Labriformes; Labridae
Product: proteinase-activated receptor 3-like
Exons: 2
Coding region: 207-1325 (372 amino acids)
Biological process (GO): blood coagulation; phospholipase C-activating G protein-coupled receptor signaling pathway; thrombin-activated receptor signaling pathway
Cellular component (GO): membrane
Molecular function (GO): thrombin-activated receptor activity
Source: RefSeq, a predicted model, not a curated record
CCCACAGGAGACCCACAUUCCUUUUGAAUCAGAGAUGUUUUCUUGUGCUGGUAGGUUAGGGGAGGUGUUUGUGACUUCAGAGUCACUCCCACAGAGCGAUCGCAUGUGGAGGUGACACCGAGGGUGAUGAGGAAAUGUGAAGAAGACGCAGAGAGGAGAAGUCUGUCUCUGGCGCUCUAAUUUACCUCUAUUCAACAAUAAGAAAAAUGGGAACACGUCUUUUAUUUUUCCUCGUUCUUCUUCUCUGUUUGAGUGUUACACUCCAAAAGAAAGGGAAAAAUGGAGCUCAAGGCUCGAGGAGAAACAGAACAGUAGCCGGUCCAAGAACUUUUAUAGGCCAGCCGGACCCUAUCCCCAUAUAUGGGACACAAGCUCCGGUUUCAUCUCCUUCCCCUCCAGUGCUGCGGUCGCUGAGCAACAGCACAGUGGAAUACCUCCACAGCCCUCUGAGCACGUGGGUCAUCCCCAUUAUUUAUGUCCUGGUCAUCAUUGUCGGGAUCCCGGCCAACGUGGCCAUCCUGGCUAUGCUGUGGACUAAAAUCAGAAAAGUCUCCUCUGCCAUCCUCUACUGCAGCCUGGCCGUCUCCGACCUCUUCCUCCUCCUCUCCCUCUUCUUCAAGGCUCACUACCAUCUCCAUGGUAACCACUGGGUGCUCGGGGAGGCUGCCUGCCGAGUGGUCACGGCCUGUUUCUAUGGCAACUUGUACUGCUCGGCCCAGACGCUGGCCUGCAUCAGCAUCAAGCGCUACCUGGCUGUAGUGCACCCAUUCAUGUACAAAAGGCUUCCAAAGAGGACGUACACGACCUGCGUUAGCAUCGCCGUGUGGGCCGUUUUCGGCGCUGCUGUCAUCCCUGAACUCCUCGUGCAGCAAAGCUACCAGCUCCCUGAGGUGGACCGUACCACCUGCCAUGAUGUUCUACCUCUGGACUCAGACUCCCAUGUCUUCCUGCUCUACUAUAACCUCUUUUUAACUCUCUUCGGCCUCCUGGUUCCCCUCGUGGUAACAGUCAUUUGCUUCGCCAAGAUCGUGUGCGAGCUGCAGCGUUCACACCAUGACUGGGAGAUGUACAUCAAGGCCAGCUCUCUGGUGUGCGGCAUCUUCCUGUUAUGUUUCACCCCAGCAGGACUUCUGCACUUCCUCCAUUAUGUGCAGCUAUUCAUGGACGGAACGGAAACUUUGUACAUCUAUUUUAAAGCAGCAGUGUGCUUGUGCUGCGUCCAUGCCUGCCUGGACCCCUUCCUCUUUCUGCUCAUGUCCAAGUCUGCAGGAUCCAGCCUCUACUUCAAGCCUUUUAAGGGGAAAACUCUGAGCAUAUCUUUCUAAGAAAAAGAGCAGAAAAACUGGUUUUGAUUAGAUAAGGGUGGGAAUUUUUUUUUCUGUGGCUGGAAUCCAAAGAGAAAGUGAAACUACUCUGACAGUAUUUAUUAUAACACAAGUGACAUGCAGACUUCUUCUUCAGUAAAAAGUUUAUAUAUGAAGCUUUGAUGCACAGAGAUGAAUGAGAAGAUUGUAAGUGCAGGCAAUGUAAAUAUCCAUGUACAUACAUAUUAUAAAAACUAGUUUAUAUCAGUGUGAAAGUCUUCCUGGUGAAGCAUUUAUGUUUGACAUUUACAGCUGAAAGGGAAUAAUUUCAUUAAAAUAACUAUAAAGAGUAAAUGAAGCUUUUUUGUAUUCUUGGUGUCACAUAUGGAGCUGUUAUGUCUGCUGGUUAAAAAAUAAUCCAAAUUUUGUCUAUUUCCAACAGGGUGAUUAGACUGAAAUUUUUUUGAGACAUUAUUCCAAAAUACACCUCUUUCUUAAUGUAUACCUUAUCUAAAUCUUUGCUUUUUGAACCCCUAAUGAGAAAAAACAGCUAAAUUGCCCCAUUGUUGUUGUUGCCCCUCCCUCACUGAGCCGGUGUUUCCUGCCCAGGCUGAGACAGGAUGCAAAAACACCCCAAUAAACCUCACUGGAAGGAAACAUGUUAAGAGUUUCCUGCCAUAUUUUCUACUCGCUCCAUCUGUCUGGAAACAAUGUUCAGCUGGUGGUUAAAUCUAAAUAUUCCACAGGAGCAUUUUGAAGAAUGAAGAAUCUGAAGAAGAAGACUAUUUAGUUUAGUCUAACUUUAAAUAGAAAAAUCCCAACAGAUUUGCUCUAACAAUUUUGGAUAUGUCACAGUUCACACACACUAUAACACCUCUUACCCUGCUUUGAUUUAAAGUCCCACAUUGUGAUUUUAGACAUAAUAAGUGUGACAUACUCACCAACCACUUCAUUAGGUACACCUCUUCAACAGCUAAUCACUGCAGGUGUCUAAUCAUUCGAUCACAUGGUCAGGACAAUGUGCUGAGGUUCAAACUGAGCAUCAAAAUAGGGAGGAAAGAUGAGUUAAGGAACAAUAAAGACAGUAUUAUUUGAGAAUGGAUGCCUUCAAAAGUGCUUUAUCAUGACUUGGUUUUACCCUCUGAGCUCUCUUGUGUCUCGUCUGGACUUUUUCUCCUAAAAUGCUUGGAAAAACGUCAACUUUGUGUUGCACAGGCAAGCUUUAAACAUCCUUUUCUUCAGGGCAACCUCGGCUUUAAGAAUAUUUGUGCUGCAGUAGUGUCACUGGAAUUUUAUAAAAGUUGAGGGACAAAGAUAAAAGAAAAAAAUAAUUGAAAAUUAAAACUCAAAGAAGUAUGUUUUCGUACAGACUUGGUCUCCCAAAAAAAUAAAACUGUGAGGAAAAUCUUCAAAAUAUUCACAUUUUUACAACCCCCCAAAAAAGAAAAUCAAUGUGCUUUUGUGAAUUUUAGUCAUUAUUUAAAGUGCAGUGGCUCUGAGGGACAAAUUACAGCCUCCUUUUGUUUAUUUCUCUCUAUAAUGAGUCAUUCAGGCUUCUUCAGUUUCUACUGCAAGUCUGUGCAUAUUUGGAAGUGUGCAAAUACUCAAAAGCUAUGGCAAGAUAUGUUUAGAAGCAUAUUAGAUAACAUUACCUGUGACCUUGAAUUUCUUCUGAUUUUUUUUUUUUUUUUUUUGGCCACUUGAAUUUCAAAGUGUCCCAUGCUGAUGGAAAUGUUGUUAUAAAUCUCAUAAUCUUUCUUGCAAAACUCUAUAUCCAUAAGUGUAAAUGUUCAAAACCAAAACCCCACUUUGUAGUUUUUCAGAAAGAAACUGAGUUACACUAUAUUGCCAAAAGUAUUCACUCACCCAUCCAAAUAAUUGAAAUCAGGUGUUCCAAUCACUUCCA